Ectocarpus sp. CCAP 1310/34 is the source of this 1963-nucleotide messenger RNA. The record is from the annotation of a GenBank genome assembly. NCBI's taxonomy places the organism in Eukaryota, Phaeophyceae, Ectocarpales, Ectocarpaceae.
CUUUGCACUUUACACUUUGCACUUCGCACCUCGCUACCCAACUUGUGAAUUCCACAUUUCAACGUUCGGUGUUGCGAAGGGACCACCACACACCGGUCCCUUUUUCAGAACAAACACUUUGUUCGUACCUAAUUACCAUGCACACCACGCGCUGUAUGUGCAGGAGAGGAACACCGUUUCUCGCGGUUGAAGCCUGGAUGGCAAGCCGCGCGAACACUGGUAGGCACCCAUCCACGCGCACGGGCUGCCUCGCCUCUCCUUUUGCCGUCGUUGUUGCACGAGCUCGUGUGUCCCUGCUCCAGUCCAGCAGCCAACAAGUUCUGGAUCUACCGUCAGGGGUUCAUACCCCCGCCCCCGCCACCGUCGAGAUAGACAGUUCGAACCCCCACGAAUGCAAGCGGCGCGUGUGGAAGUUCGCCGCUGCUGUCCGUGCAUACGACCACCUUCAAGAAUCACCUCUCUCCGGUCGGGCUCCGAUGCAGAUUUUUUUGCGCGUGCCACUUCGUGUGCUCUCAAGUCGGGGGAUGGCUACUGGCCGAGCGGCCCCGGAAGAACCUCCGUUCCCGUGGAGGUGCGACAUGCUAGCCGGCAAGGCGGCUAUCGUGACAGGAGGUAGCGCGGGCAUUGGUGCGAGUAUCACCGAGGCACUGCUCCGAGCAGGCGCUUCCGUCGCUGUUCUCGCGAGGAGUCGGUCAAAGUUCGACGGCCUUCUUCCUAUUCUCGAGGAGAAGAAACUGCCGGUCGACAAGACCCACUUCAUUCCAAUCGAUCUGUCCAGCACGGACGACAUCAGGCGAGCAGCCAUCGAAGCAAAUGACUGGGCGGGUGGCUGCGCGGACAUCCUCGUCAACAACGCUGGCGUGGCCACUAUAGCCCCUAUUCUCGAGGCCACCAUCGAGGACUGGGACUGGACCAUGAACGUAAGAAGUAGGAGAGGGAAUCCCAUCGAGAUUUUUCGUACCGGAAACAAUAGCUGUGAAGGACCCUUCCAGCGACAGAAUAGGAACCUUCACGUUCGUUCUUUGUGUGUGGGUCGUCUCGUGAAGGUGAACGUUAGGGCGCCCUUCAUCAUGGCCCAGGAGUGCGCCAAGAGGAUGAUCGUGCGCGGCAAGGGCGGAAAGAUUGUCAACACCUCAAGUACAGCGUCUCGCUUCGCACUGCACGACCACGCUGCGUACUGCACCAGCAAGGCGGCCAUCAAUGGUCUCACAAACGUGAGCCGGCACAAUUUCUUAACGUCCCCCCACUGGCUUCGAUUGUGCUCUUUGCAUCGCGCGUGUGGAGUCAAGGUGAUGAGCGCGGAGUGGUCCAAGCACGACAUCAACUGUAAUACCAUCGGCCCCACCAUCGUCUUGACUGACAUGGGCGCCAAAGCGUGGGGCGAGCCGGAGAAGGGCGAUCCCAUGGUGGACCGCACCCCCCUCGGCCGUUUCGCGGAGCCCUGGGAGAUGGCACACGGCGUGGUGUACCUUGUCAGCCCGUCCUCCAGCCAAAUGUGCGGGCAGAUGCUCCUCCUCGACGGUGGCAUCACCACCACCGGAACUCCCUGCGGAGUGUAACCGCCGAGAGAGCUAGCGAUGCUUCGAUACGACGCCAACGUCUCCUGUUGCGUGGCAGCCGUUUUUGCGCCCCGUGUUUGGCCCGCCACGACCACGAUCAUCUUGCUUGUUGUUCUGUACUACUAGGAGUCGAAUGUUUGUUGCCGGUGCCUUACGUGUUCGCGCCCCCCGGCAUUCGGCGGGAAAAGGCGGGAGCGCGCGGGCGGAGGAGGGAGGGGGCAGUAGCGUAGAAACCGCCGGGCCGUUCUGUGCAGCCUUGUUUGAUACAAAUGCAUAGGGUACGCGUGCAUGUGUGAGUUGUAUCUCAUGAGUCAUCCAUCACAUUCAAUUGAAAGUAGCGAACUCCGUUUCACCGACUCCCGGGUGGCGCAACGAGACAGGUCGGGCGGUCGAAAGCUCGCAAC